Molecule: messenger RNA, 954 nt
Organism: Aspergillus nidulans FGSC A4
Lineage: Eukaryota; Fungi; Ascomycota; Eurotiomycetes; Eurotiales; Aspergillaceae
Product: protein elys
Exons: 3
Coding region: 1-954 (317 amino acids)
Cellular component (GO): nucleus
Source: RefSeq, a predicted model, not a curated record
AUGGCCUCUUGGGAGGAAUUUGACGCGAUAUUCUACUUCAAUAAAAACUUCACAUAUGAUGGCAAGGUUAUUGAACAGAUCCUCUCUAACCGCCGUGCGCUAGACAACCGACUCUUCGCCGACAGGUUACUUGAGCUGCUCGGUGUUCAAGCAGUUACCAAGCUAUAUCCCCCAAUUUCAAAUUCUGACCUUCGUACCCUCAUCCGCCACAUUGUAUCCUCUGAGCUCGAUGCCCACCAGAAACAAAGCUUAAUUUACUAUAUCCUAAAGGACUGCCGAGCUCCUAGCGAUGUCGCUGCUCAAUUUGCACGACGAUGCCAUCUACCAGAAAAGUACAGGUUGUUUAUAGAGGGACUUUGGAACCUUGACCGACUGGAAUUCAAGCGCGCAAUUGAGUAUCUCAGCGAACCUUCCAUUAUCCCAACAUUUCCUGAUGAGAUUCUUUACGCCCUUACCCUUUCGCAUCUUCCCAGACAUGACGACAGCCUCGUCAUGGCCUACUAUCUCACAGUCAACCCCCCUUUAACCUCGGAGAAAGCUCAGAGAGCGUUUAUGGAAACACUGUGUCGUGCUAGCAUUACAGAGGCUUUCUAUUUCACCCGAAAACAUCACGAGGCUCUCCGUCAAGCUUAUCUUACACAGCUCAUUGAGUUUGUCCAUAGAACAGACGCAGGCCAGAUGAGAAGCAGACGCGCUAUGGAACUGAUCGGUCUUCCUUUUGAUGACCAAGAGGAGCAGUGGUUUGAGGAUGCUUUGCUUCGUGGAAGCGCAAAAACACUGCAUGGUGCGAAGGACACGGUAAUGGCGCGGCGCCUCGCUACUGGGAAAGUAGCAGGGCUGUCUGCAGAGCUGGAAUCUUUGGACGGAAAAAAGAUAGAUGGCUUGAAUUGGGACUUGCUCAAGCAAAGCAUGAAACCUCCUCUAAAUUCAGCCGACAGAGGCCAAUCCCAAUGA